This is a messenger RNA of Aegilops tauschii subsp. strangulata, 905 nucleotides long. NCBI's taxonomy places the organism in Eukaryota, Viridiplantae, Streptophyta, Magnoliopsida, Poales, Poaceae. The record is from RefSeq and is a predicted model, not a curated record.
UCGAGCACCGUGGAAAUGAACCGCCCCUCUCCGCUUAAAAAAAAACGGGUCGCCCCUCUCCUUCCUCCGCCGCUCAGAGUCCAGAAGCCUCCGGCGGCGGCGGCGGUGUCGGCGGGGAUGAGCACGUGGAACUCCGUCGUGACGGCGCACAAGCCCACCAGCGUCAGCCGCUCCUUCGUCGGCGACUUCACCAGCUCAACCUCACCGUCGUAUUGCCAAACCUUCCAGGAAAUGCGCCCGCUCUCACGCCGCAGGCCCUUCAUUCAGGGUGGUGAUGAAGCAAGAGACGACCUGAUGGUAGGCAACACCACUUUGUUGACGAGUGAUUAUACCAAUCCAGCCAUCUUUUCAUUGAGUUUACUGUCAGAAAAUGCAUACAUCUCUGCAGUUAUUUUACAGAUAAAGCAAUUCAUCAUGAUCUGCAGAGGCAUUUGGUUGAGUUGGUGACAGUCUGGCAGGUACACAUGAUCUGCACAGGCAUUUGGUUGACCCUGCAAUCUAACCAUUUCUUACUAUUGUUGCCGUGUUGGUGUUUGUGCUGAAAGGAUCGUGAAGCGUCCGUGCCUGCGGUACAGGUCUCACAUGGGCCGCAAUUUAUCGAGGUCCGUACCUCUAUGAUGCUCUCGGAUUAAUGGCCGCCAUUUGUCUAUGCGCAACCAGAUGAGCAUACCUAGGGUCCAGAGAUGGCAUCGAUUCUGUGCUGCUGAUCGAGAUUUGAAUCAAUACUAAUUUUUAAAGGCUCUGUGUCUGGCUUUGUGGAUCCUAUGUAGGUAGUGAGUGGUGUCUGAGGUAAUUGUGUCCAUGGAAUAAUCUUGACCUGAAAUAUCGUUUGGAUGGAGCACUGUGCAAUACAUACAUUUGUGCCAGAGGAAGAUGGAAAUGUAAAUUUUCUUUUUAAUGCACCA